AUGUCCGUCGUUGGCGUAUUACCGGAAAUCCGGGGAUUGGGAAAACGUUCUUCAGUUAUCAUCUGCUUUAUCUUCUUGCAAAAACAAAAUAAAACGGUUGUAUAUCACAAACAAAAUGAGGAUCCAAUUCUCUUUAGCGAGGAAGGCAUUUUUCGUGGCUCCGCAGAUAGUGAAUUCAUAGGUUACCUGAAAAAUGACGAUACUUGGUAUAUAGUUGAUGGCUGGGAGCCAAAGGGUUUCAAAGCCAGGACAAUUCUAGUCUGUUCUCCUCAAAAGAAAUACUAUAGUGCGUUUGAUAAAGAUGAGACAAGAAUUCGAUACAUGCCAGUGUGGUCUUGGGUAGAGACUGAUACGUGCAGGAAAGUGAUUUUCCAAAAUCUUAGCCUAGAGAAGGUUUUGAAAUUAUACAAUAAAUGGGGUGGAAUUCCUCGUUUUACCUUAUCUUAUACUCUUAACACUUCUCAGAGAAAACUCCUAAAGAAGGCAAUUAACUCGGUUAAUGAUAAGAUAUUAAGUUUUGUUGGUAAAAGCACAGAGGAUAAUAGUGCCAAUCACAAAAUUAUCCAUAUCUAUACGAAUAUACAAAUAGAAGAGAAAGGAGAAGAAGUUCCUGGGGAAUCUUCUUCUACAGUAUUGAAUGUACUUGAAACGAAUUUCAGGGAACAGUUGCUGAAUUUCGUGACAGCUAGCUUAUCAAUAAGUAAUUAUGGCACACUCCGGAGUGCAAUAUUUGAACGGAUGGCUCAUAGAACCUUACUAAAUGGAGGACUAUUCAAUGUUCGUCCUUUAUCUGAAAAGGCUACUUAUUACUUUAGGAUAAAUCGUGAUUGGAGAGAAAUAGUACCUAAACGGUCAAAAUUGUUGUUCAGUAAUCCCGACGAGAUUGUACAAGGCAAAUACUGUAUAUCAGCUCAAAAAAAUAACGCAUCUUUCGGUGCAUUUGUUUAUCCAAAUAAAUUCUUCCAAAUGACUAUUGCUGAGAAGCAUCCUAUUGUAAAGAGUGACUUGGAAAAAUAUAUUGACCGGGACGACAAUUCAGAUAUCAAUUUUUAUUUUGUCUUACCAAAAGAAUUGUAUAGCUCAUACAAAGAACAGGCUCUUCACAACACAAACGGAACUGUUCUCAGAAAUAAACCACAUUGGUUUAAUCGUUUCAAACAAUAUGCUCUGGAACUUGACCUGAAUAUCAAAUUUAGAUAG
This is a messenger RNA of Diversispora eburnea, 1200 nucleotides long. The record is from the annotation of a GenBank genome assembly. Lineage: Eukaryota; Fungi; Glomeromycota; Glomeromycetes; Diversisporales; Diversisporaceae.